This is a messenger RNA of Carlito syrichta (Philippine tarsier), 1266 nucleotides long. RefSeq lists its product as uncharacterized. The transcript has 2 exons. The record is from RefSeq and is a predicted model, not a curated record. The coding region runs from base 450 to 1154 and encodes 234 amino acids. Lineage: Eukaryota; Metazoa; Chordata; Mammalia; Primates; Tarsiidae.
CAUAAUGGGUUUUUUUAUUACAAUAUCCAAAAAACUGGGUAUGCAAGUGUAGGGGACCUCAAGGCCCCUUCUUCAGUCGUAGGAAUGUGCCACCUCGAGACUGUAUAUUUAAACUAGAAAGAAGUUCAAAUGGAAAGGGAAAAGAAAAUGCGAUUUCUCCACAAACGUUCUGUGCCCCUUACUACCAAUCACAUAUUCUUCUGUAAACCCUGAAAAAUUUCCCUGUAAAGCAAAUAAUAUAUAUAUAUAUAUACUGUGUGUGUGUGUGUGUGUGUGUGUGUGUGUGUGUGUGUGUGUGUAUAAAGUGUUGGUAGCUCCCCUUCCCCAAAGAUCAGCUGUUUUCCUUAACUAUCUGUAUUAGUGUCAACGAACAGCUACAGAAACAUAUUUCUUUGAGAAUUAAAUAUAUAAUUGUGAAAUUCAAACAAGCCAAAGGGCAGAAAAGCACUAUGUGGAUGGCACAUCUGGGGGUAAAUGACCAAAACACCCGUCGUGCUGGGUCACCAGUUCCCUCUUUGCAGACUGACUUCCGGAAACUCUCUCUUUAUUGCAAGCACAGCCCCAAGGCACUGGGCAGGGUCCUCACCGCCCUCUCACCCGGUGGGUCCAGUAUUGCUAUCAGUGCCCGCGGUCACUCCCUGCAGAGUCUGAGAGCUGCCGAAGGACACGGAACAGGGAUGAGGGCUGCUGGGACCGGGGCCGCUGCGUCCACCGCCUGGCACGCUGAGGAGCCGGGAGCCCGGGGCGCCACCUUGGGAGUGCGCUGGAGCGCGCCCCUCCAUGCGACGGCAGCUUUGGGGUGCUCGUCCCAGGUGUUCCAUGAGCAUGGACGAUGUGGGCGGACAAGCACUGUUUCCGACCGAAAUGGAGCAAGGGAACAGCCUCACCCUCGCCCCCUACCCUUGCGCUCAGCCUGGCUGGGCCUGAGUGUGGGUGUGAGGGCCUGGAGGGCUGGUGGGGACCGGAGCGACCAGCGGCCUGAACAGAAAGAGAGGCUGGGCAGAGGAAGCCCGUCAGGCCGCACCCGGUGGGCACGGCCCCUGCCGAGCGUGGCACGUGGCUGCUGCCCUGGGCCCCCGGCUCUGGGGGAGCGUGGUGGCCCUGAGGGCCUGGGGCUGGUGGCCUGGUGUCACUGCAGGGCUCUGACGAGGUAGAGCUUCUCCCCAUGCUCGCUGGUGAAGAUGGGCGCCUUCUUGUAGUGUUCCACCAGCUCGUCCAUGGUGUGGAACCGCCUCUGCCCAAUGCAGUAGACAUUGUCCACAAGCU